Molecule: messenger RNA, 726 nt
Organism: Porites evermanni
Lineage: Eukaryota; Metazoa; Cnidaria; Anthozoa; Scleractinia; Poritidae
Source: the annotation of a GenBank genome assembly
AUGUACUGGACUGAACAGCACAAUAUUAUACUGUGCAGAGAAGUAGUGUUUGAAAAUCCCUACUUAUACAAAAAGGGGUCUCCCCAGCGCAGUGAAACUUGGAAGGAAAUUGUAGAUGUUCUAAACAAAUGUGCUUCUCCGCAAUUUAAUGUUGACCACAGAGCCAUCCGGGACCACAUCAAUGUCUUGGUAAACAAGUACAAGAAAAAAAUUAGAGCUGAAGAAAGAGCGUCAGGAAUAUCCUCAGAUGAGCCAAGUGAACUAGAUGAGCUAAUACAGCAAAUUAUUGCACUUGAAGAGAGUGCUCCCACAGAUACAUGUAGUAAGGAUAAAGCUGACAAAGCUAAAGCAGAGGAUGUAAGAAUGAAAGCUAUGGAAAGGCUUUCCCAAACCAAAAAAAGGGCGUCAGAGGAAGCCGAAGAGGGUGAGGACAAACCAAAACGAACAAGAAGAAAAACUGGAGAUGCCAUGGAGUUUCUAAAGGAAAGAGCACAGCAGAGUGCAGAAAUUAGAGAAAAGGAACUUGAGCUGGAAAAGGGAAGACAGGAACAACAACUUAAAGUCCAACAACAACAGGCUGAUAUGCUGAAGCUAAUGCACCAGCAACAACUGCAAAAUCAACAGCAACAGCAGCAGUUUCAGCAACAACAGCAACAGUUCCAGCAGCAACAAAUGCUCAUGAUGCAGCAGGUCAUGGGCGUCAUGAGUAAAAUGCUUAACAAGUAG